Molecule: messenger RNA, 4677 nt
Organism: Ctenopharyngodon idella (grass carp)
Lineage: Eukaryota; Metazoa; Chordata; Actinopteri; Cypriniformes; Xenocyprididae
Product: gastrula zinc finger protein XlCGF57.1-like
Exons: 4
Coding region: 1152-2879 (575 amino acids)
Source: RefSeq, a predicted model, not a curated record
GUGCUCAUCUCUCUCUCUCUCUCUCUCUCUCUCUCUCUCUCUCUCUCUCUCUCUCUCUCUCUCUCUCUCUCUCUCUCUCUCUCUCUCUCUCUCUCUCUCUCUCUCUCUCUCGCUCUCGCUCUCUCUCAGGUAGCUCCGCCUUGAUUGGACGUAGGCGAGACGGAUUGGUGGACUCGAGUGCAACGUUCCUUUUAAAAAACGCCCGGGAUGCAGACGUGGCAGAGGGGAGAGUGGUGUUGGUGUGUUGUAGCUACUGAGGUGUUAUUGACCUAGUUGACUUGUGAUCAGUGAGAUCUAAAUCGUGUACAUUGUUUUAAGUUGUCACCAAUUCUUAUUCACUUCUGUAAAGCACUCUCACUUUUGAUUCUUGACCAUAUUGUUUUCAUUCCAUUAUAAUUCUUUUCGUUUCUUUAUUGUGGCAGUUGUAUCGCCAUUUUUUUGUGAAUAUUGUAUAUAUAAUAUUUUCUUUGAUUACUGAAGCGGUAGGGGUUGGGUGCCUUUUUUCUUUUGCGUACAUCUUUUCUCCUGUGUUGAAUUAGCCAGUAAGGACGUCUGUAUUUUUUUUUCUUUUUUUUUUUUUUUACAGGGUUUAGUUAGAAAUAAUUCGGGUUUAGUUUAGUGGCCGUUUUGUUUAUUGUUUUGGCCUUGCCCAGCCCUGAAGAAGUUGCUUCAUUUAUUUUCUUGGCUUUGUGACGAAACUAAACAGAAAAUAAAUAAAAAAGAAAGAAAUUGUUGAAACUGAUUUUUAUUUAUUUAUGCUGCUUCCCUGACCUAGACCAGGGUCGUAACAUAAUUGGGGGCUCGUCCGGGAUUCAUACCGGGAUUCAUACCAGUCGAUAUGGCAUAAGGAUUGAAGACCUGAAGCCAUGAUAAAAUUGUUGAAGCUGACAGUGAGGCCGAAAAGGCUACUUUCACCCUUUCUGCAAAAAAGAGAUGAGAUGAAAAUGAUUACGGAAGCAAAAAGAGGAAUCUUCAAUCAGCAGAAAAGCUCCUCCCACACUGGAAUUCAUCAUCAGUGAAGCUCCUCCCACAGCAGUUCACCAGUAAAUGCUGGAAUAUUCCCAUCAGCCUACAAGUGAAGACGAGCAUCAAAACAUCAGGAAGAGCUGAAAUAUGCAAAGACUGAGUUUGUUAAAGAGGACAGUGAGAACAUGAGUGAUCCUGAACCCUGCAGAAUGAAACACACUGAAGAUACUGAAGAACAAAGAGAACUGAUGGAAGAGAACAUGGAGAGUGAAGAACUGAGUGAAGUGGAGGAGAAUCAUCUUUUUAAAUAUGGAGAAAAAAGUCGCUCAAAGACUAAAAAGACAUUUUUAAAGAAAAGAAGAGCCAAUAAAUCUUUCCCCUGCACUCAGUGUGGGAAGAGCUUCACACAAAAAAUACACCUUAAAGGACACAUGAGGAUCCACACCGGAGAAAAACCGGAAUCAUGUGAUCAGUGUGGCAUGAGUUUCACACACAAACAGCAUCUUGAGUGUCACAUGAGAGUUCACACUGGAGAGAAGCCUUUCAAGUGUGAUCAAUGUGGGAAGAGUUUCACGCAAUCAGCACACCUGAAAAGACACAUGAUGAUCCACACCGGAGAGAAGCCGUUCACAUGUGAUCAAUGUGGAAAGAGUUUCACAGACACAUCGAGCCUUAAGCUUCACAUGAGAAUCCACACUGGAGAGAAGCCGUACAUGUGUGAUCAGUGUGAAAAGAGAUUCUUAAACAAACAAUGUCUUGAGCUUCACAUGAAAGUUCAUACUGAAGAGAAGCCGUACACAUGUGAUCAAUGUGGGAAGAGUUUCAAACAAAAAAGAAAUCUUAAUCAACACAUGAAGAUCCACACUGAAGAGAAUCUGCAUGCAUGUGAUCAAUGUGGAAGCAGUUUCCCAAACAAACAAAAUCUUCAGGCUCACAGGAGAAUCCACACCGGAGAGAAGCCGUUCAAGUGUGAUCAGUGUGAAAAGAGAUUCCCAAACAAAAGCAGUCUUGAGCGUCACAUGAGAGUUCAUACCGGAGAGAGACCGUUCACAUGUGAUCAAUGUGGAAAGAGUUUCCCAUACAAACUAAGUCUUCGGAUUCACAUGAGAAUCCACACAGGGGAGAAGCCAUUCAUAUGUGAACAGUGUGACAAGAGAUUCUCAAGCAAACAAAGUCUUGAACUUCACAUGAGAGUUCAUACUGGACAGAAGCCGUUCACAUGUGAUCAAUGCGGGAAGAGUUUCACACAAAAAACUCAUCUCACAGGGCACAUGAGAAUCCACACAGGAGAGAAGCCGUAUGCGUGCAAUAAAUGUGGGAAGAGUUUCACACAAUCAACACACCUUAAAGGACACAUGAAAAUCCACACUGGAGAAAAACCGUUCAUGUGUGAACAAUGUGAAAAGAGAUUCACGCAUAAAAGUAAUCUUGAGCUUCACAUGAGGAUCCACACUGGAGAGAAGCCGUUCACUUGUGAUCAGUGCGGCAAAACAUUCCUUGGGUCAUCAGCUCUGAAGACACACCUGGCAGUUCAUACCAAGGUUAAGCCACAUUCAUGUUCUGUAUGCGGAAAGAGUUUUUCCCUGCUGCAAAGUUUACAUACACAUGAGAAAAUACAUGCUGAUGUGAGAGCUUAUAUGUGCGUUGAGUGUGGGAAGACUUUCACUACGGCAAACUGUUUAAAACUACACCAGAGAAUUCACACUGGAGCAAAACCUUACAAGUGCUCAUACUGUGACAAGAGAUUCAAUUGGUCAUCAAAUCGGAAAACACAUGAGAGGACCCACAGCAGAGAGAAGCUGCACACGUGUGAUCAGUGUGGAAGGAGUUUUGCCUUUAAAAGUCACCUAAAUCUACACAUGAAGAUCCAUGCAGUGGAGAAACCACAUCACCGCAGUCUGAAAUCACGGUAAGUAGUUCAUCUUUAUGUGCUGAGCAAUAAAGUAGAAGACCUUCACAGCCAAAUCAUCCUGUAGCCCAAGACUGGUUGCCCACUGAAGCUAAGCAGGGUUGAGUCUGGUCAGGACAUGGAUGGGUGAGUCCAGCAGGGGGCGCUGCUCAUCCUGUGGUCUGUGUGGGUCCUCCUGAUGCCCCAGUAUAGUGUCACAAGCACCGUCCUUUGAAUGAGACUUUAAACUGAGGUCCUGACUCACUGUGGUCAUAAAAAACCCAUUGCAUAGGGGUGUAACCCGGUGCCAAAUUUCCUCCAUUGGUCUUUAUCAAUCAUGGUCCCCUGAUAAUCCCCACCGAAUUGGCUCUGUCUCUCUCUCCUCUCCACCUAGCCGGUGUGUGGUGAGCGUCUUUCAGCUACUGUGCACUGGUGGUGGUUGAGAACUGAGAAGAGACCCCUGACAUGAUUGGAAAAUCGUUAUAUAAAUGCCUCCUUCAUUCAUUUAUUCAUAGUUUCUUAACAGCCACGAUGAGCGACAGGAUUUUGCAUAAGCAUUUUGAACUGCAAGAGUUUUACACUUUCUGCGUACGUUGAAUACGGAAAGCAGUCUGGUGGAAGCUAGAUAUUUCACUUCAUAACUUGUUAAUUAUGGAUUUUUUUUUUUUUUUACACGAACGCAUCGCUUCGCUUCAGAAGGCCUUUAUUAACCCUCCGGAGCCGUGUGGAGUACGUUUAUGAUGGAUGGAUGUGGAUGGAGACACUUUCUUCAGCUCAUACUCGUUGGUAACGUUCACUCCCAUUAUAAAGCUUGGAUGUGUCAGGAUAUUUAUUAAUAUUUCUCCGAUUGUGUUCAUCAGAAAGAAGAAAGUCAUAUACACCUAGGAUGGCUUGAGGGUGAGUAAAGCUUGGGGUAAUUAUCAUUUGAAAGUGAACUAAUUUUAACAUGGUCCUAAUUGUUUUUGACAUUUUAUAUAAAUUUGACUAUUUAAAUAUUAUUUAAAUAUCGAGCAAGCAAGUGCAUUGGCUGCAGAAGCAGCAGCGGCCAAUCAGCUUGUGCCAUGUAGGAAACUAUGUGAUUGCUUGCAGAUUACCACUGUGUUCCAUUCGGAAGGGCUCAUCCUUAUGCCCUAAUCCCUUCAAAGGGUUUACCCUCCGGAGUGAGAGUUUUGAAGGGAUGAAGGGUGUAGGGGUAAAAAAACCUCUUUUUUUUUGGAACGCACUUCUGCGUCAUCUUAACAAGACAAUCAAGGAGGCGACUUUGUCGCACAUUUUGUACGCUGAUUGACCCCCAAAAAUACACACGCUGAACAAUGAGUAGAUUGUGCAAGCUGCUCCUUUUGUUUAACAUUAGUUUAUUUAUUUUAUUUAUUUAUUUUUGGUUUAUAGCACCAUAUUGUAUAUUGUGUCUAUGUAUCUGAAACAUUUGAAUGGACUAAUAAAGGGAGCUGUAAAGUAUUUUUGUUGAAGUACAAUGUCGUUAAUGUAUAAUAAUAAUGUAAUAAUGUACCAAAUCUAACUCGUAUAAAUAUUACAGUAGUAUAGAAAAAUACUAUAAAUACAUUUAUAGGUAAAAUCGAACUCCAAGAUUCUUGUACCCAUUCUGUGAUGCCAAACAACUUCCCUGUGCAAAGGAUCAUGGGGGCCCGAAGUGUCCAUCAGUUGUACCCUUCGAAAUCCUUUAUUCCGAAGGGCCCUUUGAAGUGGCCAGUUUUGAGAAUUUCGGUUUGGAACGACCCUUCAAUAUGGCGGCCAUGAUUGUUUUCACUCCGAAGUGCCCUUUGGAAGACCUGAUGGACGUGAACAAGAAAGGAAAAACAGAA